This is a messenger RNA of Candida albicans SC5314, 2289 nucleotides long. RefSeq lists its product as uncharacterized. The transcript has a single exon. Bases 1 to 2289 code for a protein of 762 amino acids. Gene Ontology annotation, molecular function: zinc ion binding. The record is from RefSeq and is a predicted model, not a curated record. NCBI's taxonomy places the organism in Eukaryota, Fungi, Ascomycota, Pichiomycetes, Serinales, Debaryomycetaceae.
AUGAAUAGAGUAAAAGAUCAUAUCUACAUGAAAUGUGAAAAAGGGAAAAAGUAUUAUGAAACGAAAACCAAAACAAAGAAAACUGGGUGUCCUGCAGGAAUUAAGUUACGGACUAGAAAUGAUAAAGUACAAAUGGAGUAUUGUUUCCAUCAUAAUCAUUCGUUUAUAGACCAUGAUGAUACUGUUUCAGCGACUGUGCGGGAUCCCGUCCGUACUUGGCUCAUUAAACAAGCCCUUGAAGGAAGAGAUUGGGCUUGGGUUAAUUCUCAAAGAUCAAAAGUUAACUUUGGUACAAACAUUGCGAGUUUAGACCAUAGUUUAAAGUUCAAUUGUCAAUUAUAUCAUAGAAUUAGACAAAAAUUGGGUAUUUUCACUGGUAGGGUCUCUUCGAAACUAGAGGAAAGUCUAAUAGAGUACCAAGACAUUUUAUCACAGAAUGGAUAUGUAAAAUUUUGGCUGAACUUGAAUGAGAACAACGACAACAGCAAGCCAAGAACGUGGGGGUUUGCCUUUGCAACUGACUAUAUGUUGACUAAGCUACAACAGUAUGGGAAUACAAUUUUUAUUGAUUCAACGUCUAACAUUGGAAAAAGUGACAAAAUCACUGAGAGAGUAUUCCUUUACACAGUCAUGGUAUUAGAUACCAGAAUCGGUCAACCAGUUCCAAUUGCUUGGCUUUUAACACAUACUCAGGGGUCGUGCCCACUUUAUUUACUACUUCAUGACUUGAAUACAAGGCACGGGUUAAAUCCUUCUUUGAUCUGUAUUGACUGUGCAAACAUUGAGAGAAAAGCCAUUCGAGCAGCGUUUCCAAAUGAAAAAGAUCAUGAAGUUUCAUACUGCUUCUAUCACCUACACAAAGCACUUAAAGGGAUCAUAAAUAGCUAUAUUACGUUGAGUCGGGGUAAAAUAGAUUUUGACGGAUUGCUUCAAAAAGGGAUACUUACUCGAGAUAUGAUAGAAAGGAAAAGACACCUUCAGACUAUGGGAGAUGGAAAAGAUUACAGUUCAGUUUCUGAUUUCAUAAACUCGAUAAUUGAUAUUACAACCGGUGAUAUUAAAGUCAACCCGAUAAAGAAUUUAAUAAACAAUCCCGAUGAUCAAUCACCUGUUGAAAGAAAUGUCCAUGACCUUGCUGCAAUUGAAGAAUUUCUUGCCUCUGAUAACUUACAGAAUGAAAAAAUUAGAAUUGGAGAACCAAAACCUUUUCCCCAAACACAAGAUGAUAUAGUCGAUGUGAAACGCCUAGCUACUACGGGAUUCUAUCAAAUAAUAUCCUUGAAAAACGAAGAAGAGGCUAAUCAAAAAAUUCAAGAAUACACCACAGCAUUCAUAGAAUAUCCCUAUUAUAUUAUCUAUAUGCACUAUUGGUUGAAACAGAAAGAAUGUUGGUUAAAAGGGUGUUCGGUCAACCAAAGUGGAAUUGACUUUACCAGUAAUCUUGUUGCCUCCUGGCAUUCUAUAUUAAACGAGAAAGUCUUGAACAAAUCAAGGAUGGCAAGGGCUGAUAUUAUAAUUUACACCCUUUUCUAUGAAGUUCUUCCAUACUAUGAGAAUAAAGAUGGUGUGUCUGAUGGAAAUACCAACAAACCAAAUCUUAUACAAGCCAGUAAAAGGAAUAAAGAUACAGUUGAUGCUUUAACAAUGGAAGACCUUGAAAAGAGAGUGGAAAUCAAACGUUCAAAAAUAUUAGUGCAAUCAUCGAGACAAGAAGACAUAUUUUAUGAAAUUAAAAAGGACGAUGGGAAUAAAUAUUCAUGCAAUUGCGAAAGCUAUCGACCAAUUAAACUAUGCACACACGUUUACAUAGUUGCAAGGUUUUUAUCUGUUCACCCCCCUAAAAGAAUGUCCAAUAAAAGAAAAGCAGCAGCAACAACCGAAACCAUUAAUAAACUGCAAAAAAUUGCAUCAGUAAAAAACAAUGAGACACAUGAGUAUCAAGGGCAAUCUGUUCAACCAGAAUACCAUGCUAGUCUAACAGAAGACCAUUCUUUUCCACUAACUCCAUUGACUUAUAAUUAUGACUCAAAUAGUACAGAUUCACAAUUCAAUUCAUUUAAUCAACCAACUACCGAGAUAGACUUUCCUGAUAUAAAUGAGCCAGAUGGACACAUACCAUUAAUUACAAAAGAGGAAAUUAACAAAGAUAUAGCCGAGGCCAUUAAAGUGUUAAAGGAUACCUCCAAGUAUGUUAGAGAAAAUGGGUCUUAUGAGGAAUUACUAAAGUUUUCUAAUCACACAAGAGAUUUUACCUUGAAUGUAAAGAAGUUGCUUCUGAAUAAUCCUUAG